AUGGAUUACUUCCGCUCGCCACAAUUGGCCGCCCGCGUGGAGGAGCUCAUGGCCGAGCACCAUGUGCCCGGCCUCGCUCUCGCCAUUGUCCACCACGAUCGAAUCGCCUCAGCCGGCUACGGCCACGCCUGCCUCCAUCCGCCCACGCCAUGCACCCCCGACACCCUCUUCGAUAUCGCCUCCGCCUCCAAGUCGCUGACGGCCGCCGCUGUCGCCCUGCUGGUCGACGAUGACCAGUCCUAUCCCGAGGUGCAGUAUACCACCCCCAUGUCCCACCUGCUGCCCGACGACUUUGUCAUGCCGGACGACGGCUACACCCAAGGCGUCACUGUCGAGGAUGUCCUCUCCCACCGGACCGGCAUGCCGGGUCACGACCUCUCCUACAUGAGUCCGCGCGCCAGCCAGCCAGAUGAUGCCCGGUCGGUCACGCGAAACUUACGCAAUCUGCCCGUGGCCGCCCCCAUCCGAUCCAAAUACAUGUAUUGCAACAUGAUGUACACGGUGGCCACCCACCUGGUCGAGCAAAAAACCGGCCAGCGCUUUGCCAAUUACCUGGAGGACCGCUUCUUCCGGCCGCUGGGUAUGACCUCCACGACCCUGCAACCCCAGCGUGCGCGAGACCGCGGACUCGGAGAUCGCAUUGCCAUGGGGUAUAGCUGGCAGGCAGACGAUCAGAACUACCAUGGCUUCCCCUCCCCGGACUGUCCCGAGGCUCAAGGCGCUGGCUCCAUCCUGACCAGCGUAAAUGACUACAUCAAAUGGGUUCAGGCCAUGAUUGGCCGCCACGGCCCUAUCACCGACACCGUCUACAAGGGUCUCAUUCUCCCUCGAAUCAUCACUGACCCCACCUCAGAGCAUCUGGACCCAUUGACCUCGCCGACGUUAUAUGCCGCCGGCUGGGAGGUCCGUUACUACCGGGGCCACCUGAUCGUCAGUCACGACGGCGCCAUCUCCGGCUUCGGAACCACGCAUUUCUUCCUCCCCGAGUAUAACUUUGGUGGGGUCAUCUUUGGCAACUCAGAGGCCGGGAACCCGGUGGCAGACAUCUUAGCCCGUGAGCUCGUUGAUGAGGUGCUGCAGGUGCCUGCCGGAGACCGGCCGGACUGGAACAGCAUCGUGUUUGCGGAGUGGACGAGAAGCGACGAUCCUGGCGAGGAGGAACUACGACAGAAGCUGUGCCCUGAUGCCGAGCAAUCACAGCCUCAGGAACUGCCGCUCAGCGCGUAUACCGGCGAGUACCAACACCCGGGGUACCAUACUCUGACGGUGGCGGUGAAAGACGAUCAGCUGUUCAUUGAUGCCACGGAUCGGUCUUUCGGGUUCACCCUCACGUUGGACCAUGUCUGUGAUCAAAGCAAGUACAUUGCCCAUCUCAGUGACUUUCAAGAAGGCGGGGAUGUUCCCUUCCUGGCGGAAUUUGAACUGGAAAAUGACCGGGCUGUCCGGUUGGGACUAGACCUGGAAGUCGACCUGGAAGGCUUGGUCUGGUUCGACAGGGUGUAACUGUACAUAUCUAUAUAUCGUUGUCAUCCUAUCGCCAUAAGCAUAUAGUACCUAGUUUCCUAUUUGCUAGCGCUGCGAUUUCUAUGGCCUGUUCCAAUAUCCGCUGAAGAUCAUCCUACCCGGCGUGCUAGUUAGAUUCCAGUAAUUCUCAUCUGAAAUCCGUUACCAAUACCGCGUCCAAGUGCGC
Aspergillus ibericus CBS 121593 is the source of this 1690-nucleotide messenger RNA. Its product is annotated as beta-lactamase family protein. Bases 1 to 1503 code for a protein of 500 amino acids. The transcript has 2 exons. NCBI's taxonomy places the organism in Eukaryota, Fungi, Ascomycota, Eurotiomycetes, Eurotiales, Aspergillaceae. The record is from RefSeq and is a predicted model, not a curated record.